UCUAGAGCUUUUCUUUCAAAUUAUGUCUGCAACUAAAUAUUGCAUAACAGUCUCUCACAUCGUACUAUGGUAGUUAGAGGGGUUGCUACAGGAAAUUUUCUUCUGUUGCAUUUGUUCUGGCAAUGUUAAGACGGAAUAGGUGGACUGUUAAGAUGAAGGAAUAAUCAGACCUGGGUCCUCUCUGAAUACGUGUAAAGUUCUUCUGACACCUGACUGAUGCCAUUUAAAAAAAAAGUGUAAAGUGCAAAUGUGCCUGUGUGCCUGUGUGUGGUCAGAAGAAUUACUGGCAAGCAGUCUCUCUGUAGACUCUGCAUUUAACUGCCUGACCCCAAUAGCUCUGAGCAAAACAUUUUGCAUACUUGAGACCUGCUGACUUCAAUGCCUCUUGUUUCCAAGGAACCUCUCUAGAACGCUGCUGUAAAGGUCCUAUUGAGGAUCUCUAAUUUGGAACAUCACUUGUUUCUUUUAAUGUUCUUCUGACCCCCAGACUGACAGUAUGUUGAAGGAUGCUAUGAAAACAGCUUACUUGAAUAUCUUUCUCUCUUGAUCGGCUUUUCUUUUGUAAAUAGAACAUGUAAUUUCUCCAAAUGUCAUCAAUUACUUUUUUAGUAGUUCUAUGUAUCAAAAUGUCAGAUGAGCAAGUUUUCAGUAUUUUUUGGAUAUAUAACAUUACGAAUUUGCUUUGGAAGUCACAGUAACAGUCUUCUCUGCUUUUUAGGUGCUGCAGGGAGUAAUGGGAAUCAGAACCCGAGUUUUCCAGACCUGCGGGCUUCCUUCUGGAGCCGUUCCUGCCUUUUGACUUGCUGGCAGUGUCAGCUGUCUUGGACCGUUCAGAAGGCCCUGCCUCGUCUUGCUUUGGAAACACACAAGUGGCUGCGUCAAGAGGGGACUACAGUACUGUCUUUGUGGGGAAGAAUAACUGAACUUGCCUUCCAUGGUUUCUUCUUUCUUCCAGAACCAAAUCCCUUUCUGUAUAUCCAGGAUUUACAAAGGAAUGUUUACAAAGAAAUUGGAAAACAGUACAACGAACAAACAAGAGAAUUGUCAGAGCAAAAAGGAACUAAAUAUUUCCCAGGUUGGACAAGUAAAGAAUCCCAAAUUCUCAAGUAGUUUAAAAAGCACAGUAAAAAAAAUAGCCAAGCAUACUUCUGCUUGCAAUUUGUCAGCUAAACAGGAGAGAAGCAAUCAUGAAUUUUCUUUGUCUCCAACUCUCAGCUAUCGGGUAGCCAUUGCAAAUGGAUUGCAGCAGAGGGUUUUCCUAAAUAAGAAUGAAGAUCCCUUUCGAGAUGCUUCUACUAAUGAGAGUUCAUUCUCAGAAUGUUUAAGUGAAGCCAAAGACCAGAACAGGAGCAAAGAAUAUUUCUCGCACACAAUGCCUAUGAGACGCAACAGGAAGAGCGUGAGCAGCCUCGCCCCUUCGGAUGGCAGUUCCGAAGGGGACCGCACACUGCACAACCUGAAGGUUGGUGCUUUACGGAAACUGCGGAAGUGGAAGAAGAGCCAGGAGUACGUCUCCUCAGACUCUGAGCUCAGCACAUGGAAGAAAACCUGGGGCCUGAGGAGCAAGUCUUUGGACAGAACAGCUCGAACGCAAAAGUCAAGUACCUUGGAACCAAGCUUCAGCUCAACUGGUUGCAUCAGUCAGACCCACGAUGUGAUGGAAAUGAUAUUCAAAGAGCUUCAGGGUAUCAGUCAAAUAGAAACUGAACUCUCUGAACUGCGGGGACACGUCAAUGCCCUCAGACAGUCGAUUGAUGAAAUUUCCAGCAGCGUGGAAGUCGUGCAGAAUGAGAUUGAACAGUUGCGGACAGGGUUUGUACAGUCACGAAGGGAGACACGUGAUGUAUAUGAUUAUAUCAAGCAAUUUGGACAUGCAGGAAGCAAAACCAGUCUUCGAUUUUUAAAUGUGCCAGAGGAGAAGUUUGAGAACAUUGAACAUGUAGUGUACAGGACAUUAAUAGAGAAAAUGGGGUUUUCAGAGGCUCAGAAUUCUGUCAAAAUAGAAUUUGCACAGCGACUGGGACAGCAGAGAGACUGUCCCAAUGCCAAGCCACGGGCCAUCCUUGUUUAUUUUGAAACACCCCAGCACAGAGACUUGGUUCUGAAAAAGUCUUACAAGCUUAAGGGGACAGGCAUUGGGGUUUCAACUGAUAUUCUCCCUCGUGAUUCAAGAGAGAGGAAGGAGAGAACUCUCCCUUCGUCGCAGACGUACGAGAGCAUGGAUUUGAAAUUCCUAGCCUCUGAUCUCAGAGCUAAAGAACAGAAUUGGGAGCUGCUUGAUGACCGUGGCAAAGAACUAGAAUCCGAUAUCAGUCGGAACAGGUAUGCAAAAAUAUCCAAAUCUGCUCCACAAAUGAAAAGAAAUUCUGCAAAGGACAUGGGAGAUAUUCUUAAAAGGGCUCCAGAUGGCAACACUUUCCCAGGUCAAGACAGCCCACAGAGGGAGAUCAGAGCCGGUUGCUCUUCUAACAUGACCUCUCUGUGGCCAUCACAGAACGAUUUUGCAGCACUAAAGCUCAGUCGUUCAGAAUCUGAUUUUUCUAAACUCUGCCAGUCUUACUCCGAAGAUUUUUCAGAGAACCAACACUUCAUCAAAACGAAUGGGAGCUCGAUCUUAUCCUCUUCUGAUCAGGAACUCUGGCAGAGAACAUACGGUGAUCCAUCAGACUGGAGCGGUGAUCUGCAAGAACAGGCGUCUAAUCAAGAAGGUCCCUCUCGAAGAUUUGAGAGUGAAAUCGAGAAUACAGAAACAAUUGACAGCGGAGUCAGCAACGGGAUGGCAUGUGCAUCAGGUGACCGAAGCCAUUAUAGCGACUCUCAAGUCUCUUUAGAAGAUGCACUUUCACCGUGGAAAGACUGGAAUCAGCUAGACCAAAAUAGAGACAUUGGAGUAGAUUCCUCAAGCUACAAAAAUUUGGGUUAUAACUUAAAUGAUUUUUCUGACCAGCGGGUGGGCUAUGGCCAGUUAUCAGAUGCCCAGUAUGAGGCAGAACAUUACGAUUAUGCCCCAGACAGUAAUUGCCUCUCUGGUACAGAGUCCAAUAGUGAAAUACAGAGCCAGCGGCUUGGCCAGCUCGCUGAGCACCAGCAGACCAAUGCCCUCUUUCCAAACCAAAACAGGAAGCCUGUGAUGUAUCGAAGCCAAAGUGAGCUACCAAGCAAGGAUGCUGAAGAGGUACCUCCUAAGUCUUGGCACAGCCGGCUGAGCAUUGACCUUUCGGAAAAAAGCUUCAUCUUUCCCAAAUUUGGAAAUACCCUGCAGCGGGCAAGGUCAGCUUUAGAAGUGGUGUGGAAUAAGAGCACGCAGAGUUUAAGUGGCUGUGAGGACAGCGGAUCAUCUUUUAUGGAGAGGUUUCGGACACUGUCUCAGUCCACUGCUAAUGAAUCAAGCACAACCCUAGACUCUGAUGUUUACACAGAGCCAUCCUAUUACCGAGUUGAAGAUGAGGAAGACCCCAGCAAGUCCACGGCUGAGCUUGAAACAGAUUACGUAGAAGUCAUGGAACAAGUCCUUGCUAAACUGGAGAGCAGGACUAGUGCUAAUGAAUUGGAAAAACAGACCCAGGAAUGUGAACCAGAGGCAUCUGUGUACAAAAGCCCUUCAGCUGUUUCACAAGAAAACUCUCCGGUUGGCUGUUUGGGGAACCACGUGGCUGGUCAGCAAAAGUGGGAAGUUGCAGGUGAAGAUACAGUGGUUGAAAACAAAUUAGAUGUAUGUGAAGACGAAAACCAGAAUGUUCCAGUAGUCCCUGCUAAGGCACCAAUUAAAAAAAAAGGCAUUCCAUCUUUUAAAGAAGCUGCUCUGAGGGCAUACAAGGAACAGAUGAGCGAGCUGGAGGAAAAGAUCCUUACUGGAGAUAGCAGUUCUGUGGAUGAAAAGGCUCACACGGCCAGUGGAUGUUCUUUGGAGGCUUCCAGACUUGCAGUCCAAGCCUUUGCUGGCCCUGGUAGUGCUCUGUAUGGGAUUGACAGCAUGCCAGACCUGCGACGGAAGAACACACUUCCUGUCAUCCGAGAUGUGACAAUGGCUACCCGAAAGCCAGGGGUCUCGCUGGCCAUGCUCGUCCGGACAUCCCUGAAUAACGAGAUGAAAAUGCAUGUUUUCAAGAAGACUCUGCAGGCGCUUAUCUAUCCCAUGUCCUUGACCACGCCGCAUUACUUUGAGGUGUGGACAGCCACGGCCCCCACCUACUGCUACGAGUGUGAAGGGCUCCUCUGGGGCAUUGCCCGGCAGGGAAUGAGAUGCAGUGAGUGUGGAGUGAAAUGCCACGAGAAGUGCCAAGACCUUCUCAAUGCCGACUGCCUGCAGAGGGCAGCAGAGAAGAGCUCAAAGCACGGGGCUGAAGAUAAGACCCAGAACAUCAUUACAGCCAUGAAGGAGCAAAUGACAAUUAGAGAGAAAAACAGACCAGAGGUCUUUCAUCUGAUCCAGGAGGUGUUCCAGAUUUCAAAGGAAGACUUCUCAAAGCACACAAAGGCUGCCAAACAGAGUGUCCUGGAUGGCACCUCCAAGUGGUCAGCAAAAAUAACGAUUAUAGUGGUUUGUGCCCAGGGCUUGCAAGCAAAGGACAAAACUGGCUCCAGUGAUCCAUACGUUACUGUGCAAAUUGGCAAAACGAAAAGGAGAACAAAGACUGUCUUCGGAAACCUGAAUCCAAUGUGGGAUGAAAAGUUUUAUUUUGAAUGCCACAAUUCCACAGACAGAAUAAAGGUCAGAGUUUGGGAUGAAGAUGAUGAUAUCAAGUCACGAGUGAAGCAGCAUUUCAAAAAAGAAUCGGACGAUUUUUUGGGACAAACUAUCAUCGAUGUGAGAACUCUGAGUGGGGAAAUGGAUGUCUGGUACAACCUGGAUAAGCGCACUGAUAAAUCUGCCGUUUCUGGGGCUAUUCGCUUGAAACUCAAUGUUGAAAUAAAAGGGGAGGAGAAGGUUGCACCAUAUCACAUGCAGUACACCUGUUUACACGAGAACCUCUUCCACUACUUGACUGAGGUGAAAGCAAGUGGAGCUGUGCAGAUCCCGGCAGUCAAAGGAGAUGAUGCCUGGAAGGUCUACUUUGAUGACGCUGCACAAGAGAUUGUUGAUGAAUUUGCAAUGCGCUAUGGAAUUGAAAACAUCUACCAAGCAAUGAUGCACUUCUCUUGCCUGUCUUCCAAAUACAUGUGCCCUGGUGUUCCAGCUGUUAUGAGCACUUUGCUAGCCAACAUCAAUGCUUUCUAUGCUCACACCACAGCCACCACCAGUGUGUCUGCUUCCGAUCGAUUUGCUGCCACCAACUUUGGGAGAGAAAAGUUCAUCAGAUUGCUGGAUCAGUUGCACAAUUCAUUGAGGAUCGAUCUCUCUAAAUACAGGGAAAAUUUUCCUGCCAGCAGUCCAGAGAGGCUUCAGGACCUGAAAUCAACUGUGGAUCUGCUGACAAGCAUUGCAUUUUUUCGCCUAAAAGUUCUAGAGCUGCAGAGCCCCCCUCGAGCCAGCGCCGUCGUGAAAGACUGCGUCCGGGCCUGCUUGAAUUCCACGUACAGAUAUAUUUUCGACAACUGCUACGAUCUGUAUGCUGGGUUAAUGGACCAGGGUAAAAAGCAAGAUACUCCUCGGGAAGAACAGGGUCCAACGAUUAAGAACCUGGAUUUCUGGACCCAGCUCAUUACCCUGAUGAUCACCAUCAUUGAUGAAGACGGAGCUGCCUACACUCCUGUCCUGAACCAGUUCCCUCAGGAGCUGAACAUGGGCAAAGUCAGUGCGGAGAUCAUGUGGACCCUCUUUGCGCAGGAUAUGAAGUUUGCUCUAGAAGAGCAUGAAAAGCACAGGUUAUGCAAGAGCACAGACUAUAUGAAUUUACACUUCAAAGUGAAAUGGUUUUAUAAUGAAUAUGUGCAAGAGCUCCCCUCAUUCAGAGACACAGUGCCUGAAUACUCUCUGUGGUUUGAGCCAUUUGUCAUGCAGUGGCUAGACGAAAAUGAGGAUGUCUCCAUGGAAUUCCUUCACGGCGCAUUGGGAAGGGACAAGAAAGAUGGGUUCCAGCCCACAUCAGACCAUGCUCUCUUCUCUUGCUCAGUGGUAGAUGUCUUCACGCAGCUCAGCCAGAGUUUUGAGAUCAUAAAGAAGUUAGAGUGUCCUAAUCCUGAAGCACUUUCUCAUCUCAUGAGAAAAUUUGCAAAGAUAAUCCAUAAAGUGCUUACUCAGUAUGCUGCAAUUAUAACAGAGGAUUUCAGCUCUUACUGUGAUAAGGAAAAUGUGCCCUGUAUCUUGAUGAACAACAUUCAGCAGCUGCGAGUGCAACUUGAGAAGAUGUUUGAAGCCAUGGGCGGGAAAGAGCUGGACCCCGAGGCCAGUGAGGUCUUGAAAGAGCUGCAGACCAAGCUUAGCAGCGUCCUAGAUGAGCUCAGUGUGACCUACAGCGCCAGUUUCCAGCUUCUCAUUGAGGAGUGUGUGGCACAAAUGAGCACGGAGUUAAACCGGCUGAGAGGAAACGGAGCAGUGGGAAGCAAAAGCAGCAGCGCCCUGCAGGCCGAGACUGUGCUGCGCCCCUUGAUGGAGUUCCUUGACAGAACCUUAAGCACCUCAGCCAAAAUCUGUGAGAAGACCGUUCUGAAGCGGCUGUUGAAAGAGCUCUGGAAGUUGGUCCUGAGCAAAAUAGAAAGGCAGAUUGUGCUCCCACCCCUGGCGGACCAAACCGGCCCCCCAAUGAUUCUCAGUGCAGCCAAAGAUUUCAGCCAGUUGUCAAAGCUGAAGGACCACGUCAUCCGAGAAGAAGCAAAAAGCCUGACACCAACACAGUGUGCAAUAAUGGAAGUGGUUCUGGCCGCCAUUAAGCAAUAUUUUCAUGCUGGAGGAAGUGGGCUGAAGAAGAGCUUUCUGGAGAAAAGUCCAAACUUGCAGUCUCUCAAAUAUGCACUGAAUCUUUACACGCAGACCACAGAUGUUCUGAUCAAGAAAUUCAUUGAUACCCAGACUUCUCAAAGUCAAACAACAGACAACACGGUGGGGGAGAUUAAUCUCCAGGUGGAUCUGGCAACACAUCCUGCAACUGGCGAGCAUAAAGUCACUGUCAGAGUUGUAGCAAUUGACAACCUCCGCUGGCGGACCAAUGCCACGUUCCGCCCCUUUGUGGAGGUCUGCAUUCUGGGGCCCAGCCUGAGCAACAAGAGGAGGAAGCACGGCACCAAGAGCAAGAGCAACACCUGGUCCCCGAAGUACAAUGAAACGUUCCAGUUCCUUCUGAGCAGCGAAGAACGGCCCAGUGCUUACGAGCUUCACCUCUCAGUGAAGGACUACUGCUUUGCGAGGGAAGACCGACUCAUUGGUGUGGCUGUGGUCCAGCUCCGAAGCAUCCUGGAGAGAGGAAGCUGCAGCUCUGCUUGGCACCCCCUGCGGAGAAGCAUCUGCUUGGAUGAGGCUGGGCUGACAAUCCUGCAGAUUCUUUCUCAGAGGACCAGUGACGAAGUUGCAAAGGAGUUUGUCCGGCUCAAGUCAGAAACCCGGUCCGUUGAAGAAACAGCCUGAAAUUCCUUGUAAGGAAAUGCAAACUUCCAGCCCUGACAUCCUUGACCUGUCUUAUCGAUGUAUGAAUCAUGCAUGUGUGCGCAACUCUGUGGGAAUGUUUGACUCUGUUUCUGUGUUUGCCAGAACAUAAAUUACUAUAUUUGCAAGGUAUGUCCAAGAGCUGUCAAUCUUUCCUACAUGUUCAGGUUCUUAAGGAAGAAAUGGAAUUGUUCCAAUGAAGUGCCAAAACUGCAGUGAAUAGCAACAUUAGGAAAGGCAUCUUUUGAGAUACUGAUCUUGUCUCAUAACAGCCCCUUUCUCGUUGCCACGUCCUGUCUCUGUUUAACUAUCCUACUGCCCGUGCAACAUCAUGUUUCUGCAGACCCAUUUCUCCAGCAUCUCUUUGGACGCUUGGCCUUGUUUCCUCCCACUUUAUGCAAAAUCUGUUUAAGUCUUGCUUCUAAAAUCCUUUUUCUACCAUCUACAGGUGCAGUUACUUCAAGAAAGUGUUUGUAAUUUUAUAGUUGCUGAUUUAAAGAAAUGAUUUUUUGCAUACAAAUCUUUAAAAAGUGGAAAUGUUUUAUGCUGACCUUUUUUCUCCAGUCUUUCAUACUUACCACUGUGAGGAAGAGCUGGCAGAGCAAGUUCUCAAGAAGUCUGGCCACGUUUGUUACCGAUGUUUAAUAUCUUGAGAUAAGUUUGCUCUCCAAAGCCACCAAGUUCCACCCAAGAGGCCUCCAGCAACCCAGUGGAACUGCUCUUGGUCUUCCUCCCUUCCCCAGGACCGGACGAGCCCUGGAGAGAAGCAGAGCCAGGCGCCAGGACCUACAGCAAGCUCUGUGCAAAAAUGGUCUCAAGCCCUAUCCAAGCGGAGCAGGCUGGGUGUGAGAAAACUGAACCGAGCCUUGGAGGAGAAGCCGGCCUUUCCUUGGACACAGUUGCCACAUGGCCCUCCUGCUGGGUUCCUUUCUGAAAAGCUGGCUGUUCCUUUCUCAGUCUUUUAAAAAAAGAAGAUGGAACCCCAGUGAAGAGGGUGACCCAGACUCUGCUGCCCCACAGGUUCCCUAGGCACAUGCAUCCCCAGGAGGGGAUGUAGGGGAGGCAGGCUGUGCCUCUUGAGUCCUGCAAGGCUGUGGGAGGCUCGGGCCAGGAGCACACAAGGAGGCACUUCCUGCCAACUCCCCCUUCCCGCUGCCCCGCAGGCUGCCUCUCCCAGGUUUAUUUCAACUCCCAUCUCAGGAGCUCAAAUUAAGCAGAAGGGGCAAAAGAUGCCUGGCUGCCUCCAUCCUGUUGAUUGGAUUCCCUAACCUGCCUCCAGUCUUCACAGGGAUGUGUGUCGAGGUUUGGAGAUGACCUUUGGUCAGGUGCCUUCAGCUGCUGCAGCAGUGCUUGAAAAUGGGGGUGCAUCAUGUCACUGAACGGAGCUCCCGCCUCAAAGGCACCCAAAGGACGACAGCUGGGAGCCUGUUGUCUGUCUGCAUCAGCCCCACAGGCUGAGAAGCCAAUGCCAUACAGUACAGAAAAGGAACAAUUGCUAUGGCCAGACAACUCAUUUUUGCCACUUCGAAGCAACUCCUGGAAAAGAUCAGCAUUGCAAUGAGCUUCAAAGGCUACACAUAGGAAUGGCUGAGUUUUUGACUUAGAUCAGCCAUGCUUUUCCUCAGUGGCUGAAAUCUGAUUAAGUAUGCUGCAUUCUCUCUGCACUCCUGCCAAAAAAGAAAAAGAGUCCCUGAAACUAAAAAGGAUAUUUUCACCAUAAAGCUGUCCUUCCUUUGGAAGUGAGAAACGUGGCCUUGCUGGUGAGGGGCUGAGAUGCUGCCUAAAGUCUGGAUUUGGCCCUGGCCUUUUGAGGUGCGAAGCAUGAAAAGCAUUAAGAAAGUAUGUCCAGAUGCCCAGGAUAGGUGCAGACCUGCAAAGUGGGGUAAGGGGGGGCAGCAUUUUAGGCUAAGACUGGAUCCUUAAUCGGAUGCUGAGCAGGGAGGCCUUGUCUCUCUCCUGCUCCAACUCCCCCUGCCAGCCAACAGCCACUGACCCAUUUCAGGGCAGAGAUGGAGGAGGGAGGGAGCUUGACCUCUCUCUCGGGCGGGGGGCACUGCCAGAACAUCUGAGUGACUGCCACUGCAAGGUCUGCAGGGCUUCCUGCUUAGCAGCUCAUCCCUUCAGUUCCACUGCCUUGGAAAAAAACGUUCCCCAGAGAAUUCCACCUCCCAUGGCCAUCUACAGUCAGAGGUGAUGCCACUUCAAAAGAAAGGGGCCAGAAGCCGCCCCAGCACACAUGCAGUUGCCCGCAGGUGGCACUGAGCUGCACCUGCAUGUCUUGGACCAAACUGUGCCUCGGGGGCCCCAAAAGGGCCAAGUCCAGCUGCUUGGCUGGCUGCCUUGCCCGCCCAAGGCUCCCGCAGGCCAAGGGAUCUGUUGCCUCAGCCAAGGGAGCCAAGGCCUUGCGAUUCUGGGAGCUGAGGCUGGCAGUUCGCCUUCUCUCCCCGGAAUAGAAGGAUGGCACCCUCUUUCUCAACGGUUUGGCGUAGUGCAGACCUGCCCCCUGAGGCGCUUUGGAAUCUUGCUCUGCGUGGCCCAUGUGAUGCACAACGUGAUCUCCCCCCCACCCAACCAGAUGCUGUGGAGUUCAUUCUGUUGCUUCAGGAAGUGUUUGGUGGGAGACCGACAGAGCCCUAGAGAAUCUGGCAGUUGGGGGGUUGGAAGAGCGGCUCGUGUGCCUGCCCCGCGAAAGAUGGCCAGCCGCGUUGCUACCACGAUGCUACUUUGCUUUUUCCUGAAGGGGACGGGAGGGAAAGAGUUGGUACAGCCACUGGAGAAGCCUGGGCCACCAGCGGGAGCCCCAGGUGAUGUCUUGCUGGUCGCCCGGAACAACCCGGAGAGGCUGCCAGACACUCCAUUUGCUGCCCCCCCGGCCCUGCAGAGCAUCUGCCUUCCUUAAUGGGCUGCCCUCUGGGGGUGCCUAAGCGCCAAGAGUGGCAUUCUGCCCUGCACUGCUGUUGUUGCUGCCGCCGCCACAACUUCACAAGACACCCCGGAGAGGCAGGGAGGCGCGGUGGGCUGGCUGGCAGAGCCGACAGAGCGGCUGGUGGAGAAGACCAGGAUGGCUGGACCGGGAUGUGACCUCUGGUGGUCUGAAGGCAGGAAGGCGGCAGAGUGGUGCCUUGGCUUCGCCUUCGGCUGUGGCGAGAGGGCCUCGAGGGGACCAGGAGCGGAGCGAGGCGCCUGAGGUCCGGGGGUGGGCUGCGCACUCCUCGGCUGGCGGGGUCCCUUCGCUGCCAGAAUCCAGUGGUGCCUCCCCACCAAUCAGCGCAAACUGAGGAUGGGAAUGGGAAGAGCCCCUGGCCCGCUAACUCAUUUCAGAAGCCGGGAAAAUCGAUCUAGACGACCAAGUUGCUUCCUCUCCGUCCUUCAGGCUCAAGUUACAGUAUUGCCCAAAUGCCCAUAAAUGUUGGAAAACAGAACAGAUUCCAAGACAGGGAGAGAGACAUUCCUCUAUCCUUGCCUUGAGACGUGUCCAUCUUCUUUGGGUGGCGCCUUAAUAUUGGAAGCGGGUGGGGUGGAAGAAUCCCGAGGAGACUCUGACUGAAACAGCAUCGCAGGCAGAAUCGUUUCCUGGGCUGGGGGAAGCGGCGCUUUGGCUGGACCGGGUGGCCAUCCCGGGGGCUCAGGCAGAACACGCCUGUCGCCAGAGCGCUAAACAGCAUCCAGGGAUCUUCCCAUGUGACCCAUCUGAAGGAUCUCAAUCACAUCUUAAUUUAAACAAAGGACUGCAUGAAUCAUUCAUUGUAUGGUGCUCCCUGGAGAGAGAGCCGCACGCAACUGGCCCCAUGCAAGAUCAGAGUAGGCCUGAACUAUAGCGGCCUUCCAGGGAGACUGCAGCAAAGUGCUGGGAGAAGAGAACUCCCUGUGUCUCGGGGGCUAGUUUGCUGCAGGUGGUAGCUUAUGAGUUCCUAGUUGAGGAUGGAAGUGGGAUCCCAAAGAAAGGGAGGGGAUGCAUCAGGUCUUGCCACUUCUUCCUUUUCCCAGCAAAAAGAAGCUUCUGGAGUUGAUUAGCAUUGUGUGCAGCAACGAGGAGAAGCCCCGUGGCGUCAUGGGGCUGCGAGGGUGGUGCAGUCUGGGAUUAGCACUGCACUCGGUGCCAAGGGGCUGUGAGGUAGAGCUGGGUUCCUGCAGCCCCCCCGGCAGAAUUCCCGUCUGCGUUCUGCCUGUCUCUGGAAACAUGGAAGACAACUACUUCUCAAGACGGAGUGAAGUCAGGCACCCAACUGUGGGGCUGUUAACACUCUCCCCCAAAGUACCAGGUGCCUCUAGAAGAACCAGUGUUGUCAGCUGCUUUGCUGGAAACAUGGAACACACCUCCCUCUCCCUGGAAGCAGCAGCCAAGGCAGUCAGGGAGCAAAAACAAACCUUUUCCCAAGGGGGGAGGAAUGCCAACGCAAGGCGUUGAUCCAUCUGCCGCCAAGGCCAGAAAGGAAAGGGGCCAAUUCAGCCAAGCUUGUGGUGUGCCCUGCUCUGUGGCUUUUAAACGCUGCCUAGUUUGUGCUGCUGAUGGGAGCAUGAAGUCAGGCGGAAAGGAGGGAUCCCCAGUGCCUUUUCAGAUGGCAAACCAAGUUUCACGCCUCUCUUCCAGCCCUCCCAGAUGAGCUGGAUAUGGUUAUGCUACAGAAAAUCACUUCAGGAACUGCAGCUCUGCUUUCUGGAGAAAGGACUUUAAGCAAGUGGGGACCAGGCACCAGCCAGGCUUCUUCCCUCUCUAGGUCCUACGACCAGGAAAACGCUGGAUGCUUCAGGCUUAACAUGGAACAGUCGGCGAAAGUCACAGCCAUUUGACCUCAAGAUCAUGACUUUCCUUCUGCUGUCCUUUAGCAGAUUGAAACAACUUCUGCCUUCUCCCGAAAGUGUCUUUCUCAUGGGCUGUUGAGUCCCCCUGGAAAUUGGUUUG
This is a messenger RNA of Python bivittatus (Burmese python), 12422 nucleotides long. The record is from RefSeq and is a predicted model, not a curated record. Lineage: Eukaryota; Metazoa; Chordata; Lepidosauria; Squamata; Pythonidae.